AUGGCCCUCAUGAUGCGUGUGAGUAGGGUGCGACAGCAGGGCGAUCCGGACAUCCCAAGAGUCCAGUUCAGCGCAGAAGAAGAUAAGCAGCUUGUAGACGCCAAAGCUGCUGGCAUGACAUGGCGGGAGGUGUGGUCACUCUUCCCUAAUGUGCAUCGCAGACGACUGUACAACCGCUGGCAAACAUUGUCUGUCGCUUCCGGGACCUACAGACGGAGGCACGCGUUCUCAGAGACGGAAUUGUCUGAAGUCUUGCACUAUCGUGACGAAUUAAAGAUGACCUUCAAGGCCAUUGCGACCAAGAUGAACAGAUCUCUGAGUUCUAUUCCCCAAGCCUACCAGAUGAUAUCACCAAACCCGUCUUCCAACAAAGUUCGCGGCUGGACGGUGGAGGACACGAGCCGACUGCGGAGCAUGACACGGGAUGGGCUUUCCACGAAAGACAUUGCCCAUAAGCUGGGACGGUCACCGCAGGCCGUUGAUGACAAGCGCCGAUACUUCGUCGACCGAAACUACUUCAAUACGGCGGAUUCACGCAUUCCUUGGAGCGCGGAGGAAGACCGUAUUUUGAGAGAAACUGUCGAGCGCGGCGACAAGCCAACGGAGAUCAUGGAGCUGCUACCGUCCAGGACAUCAUCAAGCAUAAAAAACCGCUUACAUGUACUCAGACAUAAAGCCUAA
Fulvia fulva is the source of this 681-nucleotide messenger RNA. RefSeq lists its product as uncharacterized. Gene Ontology annotation, molecular function: RNA polymerase II cis-regulatory region sequence-specific DNA binding; DNA-binding transcription factor activity, RNA polymerase II-specific. The coding region runs from base 1 to 681 and encodes 226 amino acids. The record is from RefSeq and is a predicted model, not a curated record. The transcript has a single exon. Gene Ontology annotation, biological process: regulation of DNA-templated transcription. Lineage: Eukaryota; Fungi; Ascomycota; Dothideomycetes; Mycosphaerellales; Mycosphaerellaceae. Gene Ontology annotation, cellular component: nucleus.